GGAAAGAAAUAACGACGACCGGUUCUCCGUGAAAUAGUAUUUUUCCGUUUUAUGCUCAUCGCUCGGAGACGGCAGCAUUUUUUCCGUCUAUUAUAUUCCAAAAGGGUAGUCGAACAACGAUGAGCUUCCAAGCGGCACGUAAGACGGUCACCGGUAUCGCCGUCGAGGUCGCGUAUAGCGUUAUACGUGCGCGAAAGGAAAAUCGUCCCGGAACGAGAGUGGGUUUUUUAGUGGGGAAUACUAUCUCGUCUCCGCGCUGACACACAUACCUGACCCGGUUGUUAGCCCGGAACAAGAACGGCGGCCGUUGUAAUUCUACCGGACUCGUCACAGUUAGUUCCUACCACGAGAGACGAGUUCAAGGCGGUUUUUCAUCCAGCGUGUAUCUUGCUAGACGUGUUUCUUCGCCGGAAUAUAGUACCAAAGUUUUUUUAAAUUGGUCAGCAAUUUAUAUAAAAAUGCGACUAUCAGUCGUAUUCGAAUUGCUGUUGAUCUUUUUGAUCAUAGCUUUUGCGGCCUACGGUAGAGUAGUUCCGGAAAAAAAAGAUGUGUGGAAUAUUGGAUUAAAUAAUGUUAAAGAUCAUUUAAAAGCAAUGGGUCGAGCUAGACAAGCUACUCCUCAAGCAGCUCCUCCCAACCGAUAUUGCGCUUGUUCCAAUCUUAUGUGUAAUUGUUGCAGAGAUUUUUCAUUGCCAGUAGUUCCUAUUAAAGGACCAGGUUGUGCAUCAUUGAAAUAUUUAAAAGGCGAUCAGAUGAUGGUAACGAUGAGCUUUGGGGACAAGGUUUUACGUAACACGACCAUAUCUGGAAAGAAACCAAAACCCGUGUGCAUGUCUCUACCUGGGGGUAUAUCAAAAUUCUGUGGUCGGGUGUAUGGUAUCUCAAAGGAAGGUGACCAGUUCAAAGCAUGUUUGGGGCUUGAGCUUAGAGCUCUCGACGACGUCGAAGCCGCAUUGAGGGUGUCAUGUUUCCGGUUUGGACCACAAGGAAUGAAAGUAGAACCAGCACAACCACUGCCAGCAUCGCAGACACUUCAAGGAGAGGAUGAAGAUGACGAGGAUGACGAUGACGACGACGAUGACGACGAUUAUGGUCUUGGAGGUGGUGAUGACGAGGAAGAGGAGGACGACGACACAGUGGAUGAGGACUCGGAAAACGACGUGGAAUCCACCGGUGAUUAUACUGGUUUCAGUGCGCUAAGCACAGAUUUCCUAGAUAGCCUUUUCGGCGGAGGCGGUGGUGAGGAAGAUGAGGCAGAUACAAAUGUCAAACCGACCGCCAAACCCUCUGCGGUUACUGUAAAAUCAAAAAUAACUACACCAUCACAGUUGACAAGUCAACAGGUGACAAGCGAGAAACAGACGAGCGCUGAAUCAGUGACGUCUACUUCGUACACGGUGAGUGUCGUCCAAGAACCGGUAUCGUCGUCUUCUGAAGUCAUUUCCGAAGUGAGACCAACUGCUGCUUCACCACUCGACGACAAUCCUACUGAUCGCGUAGAGACUGUGCCUACACCAACGACGAAUAAGGACAAGGACUACGAGGACGACGAUGACGAGGACGAGGACGAAGACGACGGUGACAUCGUGUCGGACAUCAUCGAAACGGCUGCAAGCGCUGUAGGCAUGUCGGAUUCUGAAAAGAACUCGACAGUUGCCACGACCAAGUCGGCUGACAAACAAGCUACCACCGAGGCAGCUGCAGUGUCGGCGGCUGCGUCUUCGACCGUCGGUAGCGUACCGGCCGGCAAGGACUACGAUGACGAUGAUGACGAUGACGAUGAUGACGACAGUUACAGCAGGCGUUUCAAGCACAUGCCUGUGGCUAUUGUGCCCAAUGAUAGGAGAGGUAGGACACACAGAAGGAUGAGAUUGUCCUCGUCAGACGACGAGUCGACGAUACAUUUCAUGAAGAAAGUAUAGAAAUCGCUGCUCACAAAUCGGCUGUCCAAGAACAUAACACAGUAACUACGUUUGACAACAUUUUACAGGAGAGCAAGAUAAGUAAUUACCAAAUAGAGUAUCACUCUAUGGUAAAAACAUCAAUUUUGAUAAGAGUGUCAGAUACUGUGUUGUUUUUGGACAGCCGAAAUAACGUGAAUUACUCACGUUUCAUUGUUCGUUAAGUUGUACAUAAUAAUAUAAUAUAUAUUAUAUACUAUAUAACUUAUUAUUAAUUUAUUAAUUUAUUAUUCGAUGAAAUCAUAUCGUGAAAAAAAUAUAAUAUUUAUUAUAAUAUGUUUAAUGUUUAUUUAUGUUUCGAGUGUUGUAUGUCGAUUAUACAUAUUAAUGACAUUAUAUUUUUGCUUUUUUUUUGGAUAAUAAUUUCCUGUAGCUCAUAAUAACAUUAUACUGAAUGUGUUUUCGUUAUUUUGUGCAAAUAAAACCAAAUAAACUGCAGAACAAUA
Molecule: messenger RNA, 2407 nt
Organism: Aphis gossypii (cotton aphid)
Lineage: Eukaryota; Metazoa; Arthropoda; Insecta; Hemiptera; Aphididae
Product: skeletal aspartic acid-rich protein 1-like
Exons: 4
Coding region: 459-1922 (487 amino acids)
Source: RefSeq, a predicted model, not a curated record